Oncorhynchus tshawytscha (Chinook salmon) is the source of this 6633-nucleotide messenger RNA. RefSeq names its product lysine-specific demethylase 4C-like. Gene Ontology annotation, cellular component: nucleus. The record is from RefSeq and is a predicted model, not a curated record. NCBI's taxonomy places the organism in Eukaryota, Metazoa, Chordata, Actinopteri, Salmoniformes, Salmonidae. Gene Ontology annotation, biological process: chromatin remodeling. Gene Ontology annotation, molecular function: histone H3K9 demethylase activity; histone H3K36 demethylase activity.
UGAAAUCAGCUCAUCGACCAGACAGAAGAACAAGUCGCUGUUGGUUGACCAGCUGUUAUAUGAAAACAGCUGGGCGAUCAGGGCGAGAAGAGAUAAACAACAAUUACAACGAAACACACAUUUUUCAUACACCAAAAGGCUUCCUCUGUGUGAGCAGGCAGGAUGGCAGGGGCGGAGGUCUACGGCCCCGUUAACCCCUCCUGCAAGAUCAUGACCUUCAGGCCCACCGUGGAGGAGUUCAGAGACUUCAACCGGUACCUGGCCCACAUGGAGGCCCAGGGGGCGCACCGUGCUGGCCUCGCCAAGGUGAUUCCUCCUAAGGGCUGGCGUCCUCGGUGUAGCUAUGAUGAUAUUGAUGACCUGGUGAUCCACGCUCCUAUCCAGCAGAUGGUUGCUGGCCAGUCAGGCCUGUUCACUCAGUUCAACAUCCAGAAGAAACCGCUCAGCGUUAAGGAGUUCAGACGCCUCGCCAACAGUGACAAAUAUUGUACUCCCCGCUACCUGAACUAUGAGGACCUGGAGAGGAAGUACUGGAAGAACCUGACCUUCGUAUCUCCCAUAUAUGGAGCUGACGUCCCCGGGAGCCUCUAUGACGAGGGUAUAGAGGAGUGGAACAUCGGCCACCUCAACUCCAUCCUGGAUGUGAUUGAAGAGGACUGUGGUGUUUCUAUCCAGGGGGUGAACACACCCUACCUGUACUUCGGCAUGUGGAAGACCAGCUUCUCCUGGCACACUGAAGACAUGGACCUUUAUAGCAUCAACUACCUGCACUUUGGAGAGCCCAAGUCCUGGUAUGCCAUCCCCCCUGAGCAUGGGAAGAGACUGGAGAGACUGGCUACAGGUUUCUUCCCCAACGGGUUUAAAGGAUGUGAGGCUUUUCUCCGUCACAAGAUGACCCUGAUCUCCCCUUCUAUCCUGAAGAAGUACAGCAUCCCCUUCGACAAGCUCACCCAGGAGGCAGGAGAGUUUAUGAUUACCUUCCCCUACACACAUGGUUACCACGCUGGCUUCAAGCUUCAGUGCCGAGAUUCUACUUCCCAGUGUCCGACACAUAACAAGGUGGCCACUCAGUGUACAUGCAGUAAAGACAUGGUGAAGAUCAGCAUGGAUCCCUUUGUGAAGUGGUUCCAACCGGACCGCUAUGCUGUGUGGAAGCUUGGGAAAGACUGCUGUCCUCUGGACCACACCCGAGCCACGCCCGCCACCACCCCAGAACUGCAGAACUGGCUUCAGCGCAGCCGGGUCAAGACCCCAGUGAACAGCAGCCUCUCACACCCACGGACCAGAUCCAAGCGCCUGAGGACCAGCGAGGAGCCUGUCGCCUUGGAAGGGUGCUCUGUCCUGGGAAGGAGGAGGGGCCUCGGAGGCACCCUGGGUCCUAAGGUCCGGAGAGGCUGCAGGGCUGGGGAGGAUGAGGACGAUGAGGAGGAAGGAGAGGAUCAGACUGAGAAUACACUCCGGCUCCCUGGUCCUUGUCGGCAGAUGUGUGUGGUGAAAGUCAACAGAAUGGAAGUGGAGAGUGACCGGUUGGCCUUCCCCUGUCCUCCUGAACCUCUGCGCCCCUUGUCUUUCCCCUCACCCUCUUCCGACUUCUCUUCUCGCCCUUCUCCCUCGCUGACCCCUGUCUCAGUGGACACCACAGAACAAGGGACAGGGGCGGGGACUCACCCCUCACCCCAUCUGCAUCCCACUAACCCCCCACAGAACCCCUCAGGGCCAGAGUUCGCAGAGGUCAUUAAAGGACCCCAUCAGACGUCCGAGGCUGCCCCAACACCUACCCGAUCAGAAAGAAGAGAAAUCCCGGAGCCACUGGGACAGGUCCCCGAGGACUGCUCUGUGGAUGUCCACCCCUCUCCAGACCCCUUACGGACCAGGUUACCUUCCCCCAGAACGGUGCACCCGACUGGGGCUCAGGGGUGUACGGACUCGGCCUGUGGCCCUGGAGCUUUUCAGUCCAGUUCCUCUUGCGUAGAGAAGUCGUCUUUAAACCUAACCUCAACCCUAGCCCCCGGCACUCAGUAUAAAGUGGAUACGUGUCAAGGUACUGCGGUUAAUACUACUACUACUACUACUACUACUACUACUACACACAGCAGUCACACCUCUGAAAGCAAAACGCCAGCACUUUACAAUGACAUUGACACGAAUACUGACUCCGGGUCCAGAGGACGUGUUAUUUCUGGUUCUGGUUCUGGUCCAGCUAACUUGUUCAGGUGUAGUGAAAAAAACCGCACUCCCGUUGAAAACCGUUCCUCUCUCCCUAUGUGUACUACACACAACCACGUCCCCAUACAAAACCCUUCCCUUCUUCCUAUGUGUAGUUUACGAGACCGUUGCCCUCCUCUCCUCCAGAGGAACAACGGGGUCGACAUGCCCUUCCUCACUCCAGAACUGUCUGGAGAGACGAGGUUCUACCCGCCUCUGCCGCCCGUUCUCACCCAGGAGAUGCCCUCCCUCACACUCGCCGUCAGCGGAGGUCACGCCGAGAUCAAAGGUCAGCGGUCGUCGUCGUCGUCCUCGACUGGCCGACACGGUGGUGCUCUAACCUUACCGGAUUUGCCGGGCAGUCACCCGGUCCUCGCCCCCGUGCUCCGACGCGAGAUACCCACGACCCUCUCGCCAGGAACGGAAACGUUAACGGACGAGGUGUGCGAGGUAGAGUUGGCGUCAAAGAAGUCGGAGGAAGAGGAUUUUCGACCGUUAGCGCCUUACAGAGACUGGCGCUUGGGUUCUGCUGAAGACCACCAUAGACCAGAGCUGGAUUUACAGGUAGCGGCUUACGUGGCUAAUGCAACUAGUAAUGCUCGGCCCAAAAUGGCCGCCUCUGAUCACAAAAUGGCCCCCUCUCGGCACUCUGGUCCUACUGAAGACCACCACCAUAGGCCAGAGCUGGAGGUACAGGUAGCAGCUUACGCGGCUAGUGCAACCAGCGACGCUCAACCCGAAAUGGCCGCCUCUCUGCACAAAAUGGCCGCCUCUCUGCACAAAAUGGCCGCCGACGCUUCCCAUCUAGAAGCACUACCAAUCCAAACAAUGUCUGAGGCCGUGCUGACCACCGAGAACCACUGUAGUCGAACCUCCGCGGAGACCCAUGCUAGCAAUAACAACCACAUGCUCUGUGACGUUACACUACUGCCAACGCAGCAAAUCCAGAAACACGGGUCCUCGACGGUAACUACAGCAGUAUCCAUGGACUCCGACUCAGAAGGAUCCUCUCAAAGAGACGAUGUAUUUAGAGACUCCAGUACUAAGGGUUUAUAUCUCGCUAGCACCAGUUUGACUUCUAAAGAUAAGUUGGCCCACUCUUCUGAGCUGAGUGAAUUAAAUAACCAUUUAGCAACAGUACAACACCAACACAACCAUGACCAAACUCCACACUCAAACAUGGAUGCCGUUUGUAGUUCACGAAAUGUGGAAUCCAUUUGUAGUUCCCAAAAUGUGGAUUCCAUUUGUAUUUCUCGAAACGUGGACUCUGUUUGUAGUUCCCAAAACCUCUACCUGGAGCCCAAACCUUUCUCAGACGGCAUCUGGAAGAACCUCAACUCCCAGAGUCCUGCGGUGCUCAUCGAGAGCCUCCACCACCCGGAGCUCCCCGCCGACUAUACCCACGAUGCACUACCUUACACCAUGUGGACCGAGCCGCAGUGCAAAGAGGUCACAGACCUCGAUCACGAAACUGAAACGGACGACCAGGACCCAGAGGGACAUGGGGACGGGCCUCUCACCUGGGCCCAGCUGGAGUCCACCUCUCUGGGGUCGGCCGGUGUUGGGGAGCCCCUGGGCCUCUGUGGAGACUUUGAGCUCCAGAGAGGGGAGGUGGAGGCAGCGGAAGCCCUGGCUCUGUGCAGGGAACUGGGGGUGGAGAGGGAGGCCGAGGGGGCUCCCGAAUCGCCCUUGGAGGAGAGACCGGGGGAAGGAGAGGUGUCUGAUAUGGAAGAGGGAGAUUCGGAGGACGAGGGGCAGAGCAGCACGAGGGAGGAGAGUAGUAGUGAGUCAUCGGAAGGAGAGGCUGAAGAAGAGGAGGAAGAAGGGGAGGAAGACUAUGAUAAUGAUUUGAGUGACUUUGAGUGUGGCGACUCGGGGCUGGAACCUGGAGAGGUUUGCACUUACCCUGCUGCUCCGCUGGCGAAGAGAACCAGUAAGAGCUGGCGUCGCCCUCUGAGGAAGCCCACCGCCCGGGCCGUGCCCUCCACUGUCAAACAACAGGCUGUCAGCGACGACGAACCCCCGGAUGCGUCUUUGAUGGAGGGGGAGGAGCAGGAGGCUGAGCCAUGGGCUAAGCCCCUCCUCUUCCUGUGGCAGAACAGGAAGUGUUACUUCACGGCGGAGAGAGAGUACAACGCUAACGCAGCCAAGAUGUUGCCGCACUGCGCUGUCUGCACACUGUUCAUGCCCUACUACCAGCCUGAGGACAGAGCUGACCGCCUCAAGCCCGUCCCCUCCUCCCCUCCCCCGUCUCCCACCACCUCCAGGACUAGAGGAGGACCAGGGGGUCUGAGGAGGAGCAAGCCCCUGCUACCAGAGAUCUGUUUCAGCUACAGGGAGCAGACGUGCCCCCCCACCCCCACCAACGCCCUGCUGCAGGAGGACGGCACCAGCCCGCUGAUCACCUGUCAGGGGUGCUGUCUACAGGUUCACGCUAGUUGCUAUGGCGUUGCCGCUGAUGAUGUCAGCGAGGACUGGUCGUGUGACCGCUGUGCGGACGGAACCUUGACGGCUGAGUGUUGUCUGUGUAAUCUGAGAGGAGGAGCUCUGAAGAAAACUACAGAUGACAAGUGGGCCCACGUGAUGUGUGCAGUAGCUCUGUCAGAGGUCUGGUUCAGGGAUGAAGUCAGGAGGAGUCCCAUUGAUAUCAGCAGGAUACCCAUGCAGAGAUACAAACUGAAGUGUAUCUACUGCCGUAAGCGGUGUGUGAGGCGUGGCCAGGGCGGGGGAGGGGCAUGUAUCCAGUGUUCGUGUGGUCGAUGCCCCACCUCCUUCCACGUUACCUGUGCCCACGCCGCCGGGGUCACCAUGGAGCCGGACGAGUGGCCUUACGUGGUGUCAAUCACCUGCCACAGGCACCAAUCACGGAGCUCGUCUGCUCAGCGUGCAGCGUUUCAGAAGGACAUCGUCCUGGGUCAGACCGUCAUCUCCAAACACAAGAACCUGCGGUACUACAGUUCAAAGGUCACCCAGGUGACCUCCCAGACCUUCUAUGAGGUCAUGUUUGAUGACGGAUCCUUCAGCAACGACACCUACCCAGAGGACAUAGUGAGCCGGGACUGUGCCUGUCUUGGUCCUCCAGAAGUAGAGGCUGUCCAGGUGAAGUGGCCUGAUGGACUCUUCUAUGGAGCCAAAUACCAGGGAUCCAACACCUCGCAUAUGUACCAGGUGGAGUUUGAGGAUGGUUCCCAGGUGGUAGCUAAGCGAGAGGAUGUCUAUACUCUGGAUGAAGACCUUCCCAAAAAGGUGAAAGGGCGACUCUCAACGGCAUCCAGCAUGCGUUUCCAGGACGCCUUCUUCACGACCCAGGGAGAGAGGAAGAGACAGAGAACGCCCAACUCCCGUUUCCAGAAAGACUAUGUGGCCCUCCCAGGCCUCCUUACCGCCAGCCAGAGCACAUGGGAACCCCGCAGCCCUAAAGGGAAAUGAUAGAGGGGUGGAUGGAGUGAUGACAAAUGAAUGCACUGAUGUAUGGGUGUAGCUGUGGGAUGUGAAGGUGUGUGUGUGUGUGUGUGGGGGGGUAGGAAAGAGGGCUGGACGGAGGACAAUUUUGAUUGGACUGUAUUGUCCUGAAGAAAGGUUAUCAUGCGUUGUGGUGGUUACCCAGUGCUUUCUCAUAAGUCGGGAAUUCAAAACAACAAUUUGUCACCUGAUGAGUUUUUUUUUUUUUUAAUAAUAAAUGACAAAAACACGUUUUUCUUUUCUGUAUAUUUACAAAAACAAACCGAGCUUCUUAUUUUUCUUCUUUCUAAACAAGCCUACAAUACAGUAGCGUUUUGGAAUCUGUUGUAUCUAUAUGAGGAUUUGGAAUCUGUUGUAUCUACAUGAGGAUUUGGAAUCUUUCUGUAUCUACAUGAGGAUUUGGAAUCUUUCUGUAUCUACAUGAGGAUUUAUUUUUAAUAUGAAUGCAUCCCCAGUCCCAGCCUGUGUCCCAAAUGACACCAUAUUCCCUAUAUACUGGGCCCUGGUUAAAAGUAGUGCACUUCUAUAAGGGAAUAGGGUGCUAUUUGGGAGGCUGUCCCAGUGUUUUCCCUCUCCGCAUGUCAGCUGUCGUCUGCUACUUCUUCUCCUCGGCCGCGUCUCCAUACUCUCAGAGCGGCUUCCUCUCCUCAUUUCCUUGUAUACUCGUCUCCUUUCCUUUUAUCCUCCAUUUCAUACUGACCCGAAAGGACUGGACAGGUGAAGGCGAACACACGAAAGACAGCGGUCGUUUUUGAUAUUGCUUUAAUUUGUCUGGGUCUUGUCGAGGAGUUGAGGAAAAAGGAGACGAGAAGAGGAAGCAACCAGAGUUGCUACUGUCGCCGUGUUGAAUAAAAACACGGUGAUCUAAUUAUUUAAUUUAAUAUUUGUAUUUAUUUUUGGGGCUUUCAAAAAAUGUUUAAAGUAUUGCUAACUGCUGUAAGGAAAACAAUAAAUAACUUCCAUGUC